ACAUAUCAAUGGAGAAAAAUAAAUGGUUUUGAGUGUUUGAAGAAUAGAAUAAUUAUAAUAAAAAAUAACAUUCAAACCCUGUAGUGCAACUAUAGAAAUCGAAUGGAUAUGAAUAAAAAACGAAAGGACGACAGGAUCAUCGACGAGGAUGAUGAUUUCGUGUGGCAAGAUUAUCUGGAUGCAACAGGGACAAUAGAGGUGCCACAAAUUAAUUUUCCACAUGUAGAAUUGACACUGCAGAAUGGAAUUGAGAUUGGAAUGGCUCUUGAAGUGCCAACAUCAAAGAAUGACAAGUGUGACACUUCGUAUUGGAUAGCAACAAUUGUCAUGGCAUGUGGACCUCUUCUGAGGCUUCGUUACUUUGGUGGUGAUGACAGGACCCUUGAAUUUUGGUUUAAUCUAACUAAAGAAGCUGCACACGAAUUGGGAUGGUGUGUGAAAAAUGAUAAGAAGCUGGAGCCACCAGAUGCUAUCGUCCAGAGAUCUCCAGAUUGUCUGGAGAUGCUGCCAGGAUUCUUGAUGACUGCCAAAUCUGUUCCGCAUGAAUUAUUAAGUGGAGAAGAGUUGAGUAUGUCUGAGAAGAUAAAGCAGGGGAUGAAGAUAGAAGUUGUUGAUUUUCAGCAUCCUUAUAAGCUCUGGGUGGCAACGAUAAUAGAAAAUGUUGGAGGCCGACUUUUACUCCGUUAUAAUACCCCAGGCAGUCAAUUCAAAGAUUUCUGGAUUUUCUGCACGUCAGAGGCUCUGCAUCACUAUGGAUUUGCCUCGAAAUGUAACUCAAAAUGGUUCUUAGAACCCCCUAGCUCAAUCGUCGAUGCCCACUCCUACGAGGAAUGGAAGGCAGUUGUAGAAUCCUCUCAGAAAGAAGUUCCAACGGCAAAUCUCUUUCAGGAACUUCCCAGUCAUCCAGUUCAUCAGUUUAAAUUAGGUAUGAAACUGGAAGCUCUCUCGCCUACUGAUAGAACUCGUAUAUAUCCAGCUACAGUAGCUAAAAUUUACGAUGAUACAUAUUUUCUCGUUCAAAUCGAUAACGUGGACACAUUACCAAUCACAGACGUGGAUUCUAUGAAAUAUGAGAGUCCAGAGAAAACUAGCUGGCUAUGUACAUCCGUUCAUCCUUAUAUAUUCCCUAUAAAUUGGGCUAAAACCCACAACAUCAAAUUUUCACCGCCAAAAAAUUGGAAAGGAAAUUCUGGUGAUUUUGAUUGGAAGAAAUAUAUGAAAGAGACUAAAUCAACACCUGCCCCGAUGGAGCUGUUCCCCAAUCGUCAAUCAGCUGUCGAUGCAGGAUUUGAGGAAGGAAUGAGGCUAGAGGCUGUAGAUCCAAGGAAUGAGAACAUCAUCUGCGCCGCACACAUCACCAGAAUCAUCGAAGAUCUUCUAUUUCUCUCCCUAGACAAUUAUGAAUGGCAUGUUGAUCAUAUCGUACACAUGCACUCGCUGCAGAUAUUUCCUGUUGGAUGGUGUGAGUCUAAUCAUUAUCCUCUGAAACCACCACGGGAUUACAUGGAGGUAUGCAAGAAGCUGGAGAAACCUGAGAAGGAGGAGAAUGAAAAAUUGCCAUUUGAUGUGUCAUUCUCUGAGCUGAGAUCCUCACUGUGGUGUCCAAAAAUUUAUUUCAACUACCGUUGCUGCACUGGACCGAUGAUAUCCAAGGGAAAAUUAGCUGCUCUGCCUAAAGCGGUGGGUCCUGGGCCUGUGGUGCUGGUUAUGAGAGAAGUUCUUUCAAUGAUCGUUUCGGUUGGCUACAGGAGUGCUAGAAUCCUCAAAGUACUUCAGUGUGACACUAAACCUGAUCCUGGCUAUCACCUUGAGAUCCUCAAAGCCAAAUACAAAAAUAAUACGUACAGGGCUAGUGUUGCUGUGAUAACGUCUGGGGAUAUGGUCGCUGAUUUUUGUAAAAGUAUCUGCAAAAAAUUGAUGGUGUGCCAGAAUUUAUUUGGGCCGCACGAGGUGGAGGCGGAAUGCCCUGAUAAAUGUAGUAGAAUGAACAAGAGUAAAUAUGUGGCUAUUCACAAUGGAAAGAGAGGAAAACCCAAGGGGUAUGAGAGCAUUCUGGUACAAAAACCAAAACCUUGGGGGAAGAAGAAGAGGAAGAGGCGAGGUCGUUGGGCUAAUAGGGAUAAGGAGGGAUCUGAUAAUGGGGAGAGAGAGGAGGAGAUCAAUUAUUUUUCAUUGGACUUGGAGAGAAAUAAUUUAGAGGAAAUUGAUGAGUGUGUCGAUGGUAAACCGCAGUUGUCAGAAAUCGAUGUUAUGAUCCAGAAAGGCGAGUCAGGAAAAGAAGAAAGGAGUAAACCUGAGUUGGGGUCCAGUAAUGCUUCAGACGACUCCAGGAGUUCGUUUAAUGAACGUAGGGGAAAGGAAAUAUUUGUGGACAGUCCAGGGAGCUCCAAUGAAAAGAAUUCUAGCAAAUCGGGAAAAGGCGAUAAUGGGAAGAGUAGAAAGAGAGAUAGAGACCGAGAGGCGGAUUUCGACGACGAAGGGGAAUCCGAAGGAUCUGAGGAUGACGUUGAGUACAUUGAGAGACAGAAAAAACAGAGAAGACCCAAAACCAGAAAGCUGGAUAGUAAUCCACUGUUCUGGACUGUUGAUGAUGUCUUCAGAUAUUUGAAGAAGACGAAUGAUUGCAAAGAUAUUGCUGAUCGAGUUAAACAAGAGGAAAUUGAUGGACUUGCCUUUUUGCUACUGAAUCUACCGUCAUUGACUCAACACAUGAAAUUACGAACGAGUCUGGCGAUGAAGCUCUGCAGGCACGUUGAACAAGUUAAAGUAACAUUUUUCUUGAGGCACAUUAAUGAGCUUGAAAAUGAUAACAAGGAGUAAA
Messenger RNA from Fopius arisanus, 2821 nucleotides. RefSeq names its product scm-like with four MBT domains protein 1. Gene Ontology annotation, biological process: negative regulation of DNA-templated transcription. The record is from RefSeq and is a predicted model, not a curated record. Gene Ontology annotation, molecular function: chromatin binding; histone binding. NCBI's taxonomy places the organism in Eukaryota, Metazoa, Arthropoda, Insecta, Hymenoptera, Braconidae. Gene Ontology annotation, cellular component: nucleus. The transcript is spliced from 3 exons. The coding region runs from base 103 to 2820 and encodes 905 amino acids.